Suillus clintonianus is the source of this 472-nucleotide messenger RNA. RefSeq lists its product as uncharacterized. NCBI's taxonomy places the organism in Eukaryota, Fungi, Basidiomycota, Agaricomycetes, Boletales, Suillaceae. The record is from RefSeq and is a predicted model, not a curated record. Bases 76 to 354 code for a protein of 92 amino acids. The transcript has 3 exons.
GUAGUCGUGGACUCCGGCACUGGAGGGAACGUGUAGACUUGCUCUGAGCCCUUCUGUCAGACACCAGUUGGACGUAUGGCCUUUCCUAUCCCUGAUCACCUCCCGCGGCAGCUUGAUGUUUCAUCAACUGUUCUUUCCAAGUUUGAUUCUGCAACAUUACAGUCCCUGAAUUCGUCUUUUGCAUCCUCAUUAAUGAUUUGGAGUAGACAAAACUUCAUGACAGAAUACGUGCAGACUCUUCUAACUUCCAAAGGCAGCUGUUUUCGGCGAAGUCUCUCAAAGAACAACUGGAUACACUUUCUGGACAUGUCCAAGCCCAAAGCGUUGUGCUUUCGGACUCUAAGUCUGGUCUAGUCCCGGUCUUGCUUGAGGCUUUGGAAGGUCACCAAUUACUUGCCCAAGAGUCCUUGAAUGCAGAUGUCUCGAGUGAUUCUCUUUCAUACCUUUCGGAAUGUAGAGCACAGCUGGAUGC